GUUGUGUUCCAUGAUAUCAUGUUUUAUUUGUGGUAGAGUCACUCUCUAUACUGGAAGGAGUCAAAGGAGAGUAGUAAUGCACAGCAAUUGUACUUCGUCAUACUCUGUUAAUACUGUAAAAUACAACCUGAAUCAUGUACAUUUGGCAUGUAUCUUGGCUCUCUUCUAUUUAGUGGUCAGAUAUUUUUAUAUAGUGAAAUGUACUGAUUGAAGAACAUGCAUUUAGGGGACAGCCGUAAUUCCGGAGACUGUAUGAUUGGAAGGGGGCCCAUAUGGCGCUUGUGACAGGUCGAACAACUGCGAUGCACAUAACGAGGUGACCCAGUCCAUAAUUGGAUACUAAGCCCAUGCUAUCCCGCACUGCGCCAUAAGUAGGCCAAUGGUCGGCAGCUAAAGCUCUAAACGGAAAAACAAUUUAACGCUGCAUGUCGUGUAUGGUCGUCGACCAAGAUUACGAAGGACGACCAUGCUUUGAGGGUAUGAGAUAUAGACUACAAACAUAUAGUGCACGAUGAAGCUCACAGGGAUGGAUGGCUGGAGUUUGGCAUGUUAAGCGUAUCAAAGCCAUAGACUAUAUGCGCCUCGGCCGAUGUGUAACACUGCAAAGGCUCUUUAUACUCAAACCAAAAAUGUGUUCCAG
Messenger RNA from Umbelopsis ramanniana AG, 640 nucleotides. RefSeq lists its product as uncharacterized. Bases 11 to 211 code for a protein of 66 amino acids. Lineage: Eukaryota; Fungi; Mucoromycota; Umbelopsidomycetes; Umbelopsidales; Umbelopsidaceae. The record is from RefSeq and is a predicted model, not a curated record. The transcript has a single exon.